GUUUGCAUACGCUGCGUAUUGGUCAAUACGCAGCGUAUAGGGUUACCUAAAUACGCUGCGUAUUGGUCAAUACGCAGCGUAUAUAAGUGGUAGGUGGACGACCAGACAGUCAAACCUAGUACCAUGUCAAAUCAGUCUUACAUAGGGUGCGUAUUGAUCAAUACGCUGCGUAUUGGCAGACUGAUUUGACCUGAUACGAUGUUGUCCAGGGCACGUGAAUAAAGUAAUACGGUGAGUAGGGAUCAAUACGCUGCGUAUUGACAUGCCAGAUGAAAGUCUAUUUAUCCCUCCAUUCAUGUCUGUUACCCAUCAUCCGACAUAUACUUUGCUUUCCUUUUCAUAUACUUUGCUUUCCUUUUCAUCUUCUUCUUAAGUAAAUUGUUUGUUUUGGGUUCAACCUUGUUAAAAUGUCAUCAUUUUGGAAGGAUAAUUAUUUCGGUAAUCGCUAUUCUAACGACACAUGGGGAUCAAAUGCUGCCAAUGAGGAGGAGGAGGUUGUGUCUGGAGUCCCUGUUGAUCAAGAAACACAGUUGCCAGACUUGAACAAGACUCCCACUCCACCUGUUGAUGAACCAAAUUACCCGGUGCAUCAAGUGUGUCCAGAUUACGGAUACGGGUAUGAAUCUCCGUACGUGCAACAAAGUGGAUACGGUGCUGAGAAUGCACCUGUUGAUGAACCAAAUUAUCCGGUGCAUCAAGUGUGUCAAGAUUACGGAUACGGGUAUGAAUCUCUGUACGUGCAACAAAGUGGAUACGGUGCUGAGAAUGCACCUGUUGAUGAACCAUAUUACCCGUCGCAGCCAUCGUAUCCGGGUUAUGGGGUAUACGGGGACGAAGGUGGAUACGGAAGUUACAGUGGAUACGGUGGUGAUGGUGGAUACGGGGGUGAAGGUGGUUACAGUGGAUAUGGGGGCUACGGUGGAUACGAUAGAUAUGGGGGUGACGGUGGUUACAGUGUAUACGACAGAUCUAGGGAUGAAGUUGGAUAUGGUUAUGAGUCCCGUAACACAUCACUUUAUGAACCAUCUACCCCGAGCAAUCCAUUUCAAGUAAAUGAGCGUUUCAUGUCUCUAACUGAUUUGAAGAAUUGGGUACAAGAAACGGGAAAGGAUAAUGGUUACGUAAUUGUUACCCGCCGAUCAAAAAAUAUUGGCGGUACUACUGGGAUGGUAUGGCUUGUGUGCGACCGUAGUGGUGAACACCGUAGUAAAGCAACAGUUAGGAAAGCUGGUAGCAAAAAAAUCGGCUGCCCGUUUUCAUUACUCGCCAUCCGGGACGUGACGAACGACACGUGGGAGUUAAAAGUGGACUGUGCGAACCAUAACCACGAACCUACGACGAGUCUGUUGGGCCACGCUUUUGUGCGAAGAUUCACUAAAGCCGAAUACAAGCUAGUGGAGCAGCUAACUGCUCAAAACAUGGAGCCACGUAUCAUAUUUCAAACCCUAAGAAAGCAGUUCCCCGACAGCCUGCACGUUCAGAAAGACGUGCAAAAUGCGGUACAAAAAAUUAGAGCGACAAUAAUGGACGGAAAGAAUCCUAUUCAGGCACUGGAAAGCCUGCUGCAUGACCGCCGAUUCAUUUACGACACCCGACAAGAUCCCAAAACAGAUGUCGUAACAGAGAUUUUCUUUGUUCAUCCUUAUUCAAUCACUAUGUGGCGUGCAUUCCCGCACGUGAUGUUGAUCGACGCGACCUACAAAACAAACCUCUACAACAUGCCAUUUGUCCAGGUUGUGGGUAUGACGUCGACUGGGAAGUCUUUUUGUAUCGCACAUGCCGUUAUUUGUAAAGAACGAAGGGGUAACUACGUGUGGGUGCUUGAGCGGAUCAAGUCAAUAUUGCAUGAAUGUAUGAUGCCGCGUGUGAUAGUCACGGAUAGGGAGCUUGCCCUGAUAAACGCGUGUUCUAAAGUAUUCCCGAACGCAAAAAGGCUUCUAUGCCACUUUCACAUCCAACAAAAUAUAGCUAGAAAGUGCAAGGAAGGGUUCGAUAAAGAAGAUUGGGGGAAAUUUAUGUCGUACUGGCGGACAUUGUGCGAAUCUUCAUCAGAGCCCAUGUACAAGUACAACUUGGAGAAAAUGUAUAACCGACUCGUGGUUGCCAACCGAGAAAGUGUCUAUGAUUACGUCUACGAAAACUGGCUCAAAGACUAUAAAGAAAUGUUCGUUUAUGCGUGGACCGAUAAGUGUCGCAACUUUGGUCAGCGCACCACCAACAGAGUUGAGAGCCAGCACGCAAAUUUAAAAAGAUACAUUACGCGCGGGAGUUCAUUGGAGCGAAUAGCAAGAUGCAUCAUUGAUAUAGUUGAAACUCAGUAUGAUGAAAUACAAAAAAGUUUCACUGAGAGCAUCGAAAAAACGAUGAACCACCAUAGACACUGA
Molecule: messenger RNA, 2384 nt
Organism: Helianthus annuus (common sunflower)
Lineage: Eukaryota; Viridiplantae; Streptophyta; Magnoliopsida; Asterales; Asteraceae
Product: PKS-NRPS hybrid synthetase CHGG_01239-like
Exons: 3
Coding region: 408-2384 (658 amino acids)
Biological process (GO): regulation of DNA-templated transcription
Source: RefSeq, a predicted model, not a curated record